GACUCGAGUAAAGGUAACGCAGUAAGAAGUUAGUAAGACGUAUCUAAUCCAGUCGAUCUAAUAAUGUAUACUAAAACCUCGUCCUCCUCACCUUGUCAUGUGCAGUGAUGCUAUCUCGUUUUCCAGUGGAGCUCCCGCGCCGUUCUGCUUGUCGAAAUGCUAAUUGUCAAUCAUAGGGUCUAGUAACCUUGUUCCGAUUUUCGCCGUGGCCGUACACUUCGCAAAUGGCCAGGCAUGCGAGCUUUCCAGGGUUGGGGUCGGUCCUGAUACAGCCCAGUCGAUGCGCAUGAAUCAGAGAGAUUAUUUGCGCACACUGCGACAGAGUUGUGUUGUUGAUGAUUCACUUGCAGGCGACGCUGUGAGACUGAGUCGAAGCUCCAAGAACUGUCCUGCUACAUGGGCCAUAACCUGUCUUGAUCAUUUCAACUGCAAUGAUAUUUUGGAUGACGUGAGUGUAUCUCUCAAAACAGGCCUCGCUUCCCUUGGUUUUGAGGACAUUAUAGUUGCCAACGCUUCAGCAUGCUUGAAUUUUGUGCCCGACUGUAUUGAGCGCCAGCAUUUAGUAUUGAAUGCAAACUUAAUGAAUAGGACUUGGGCAAACCUUCUUCCUCGAACUGCUGUUCUCGUAAAUUUAGAACAACUCAUACUAUGCUCGCAGCCAAAAGCUCUCGUUGCUGCACAAAUAGCGGCUCAAGACCAACAAGGAGAUGAAGCUGUGGUAGUGGCCGGGAAACUUGCCAGAGAGGCUGCAUUAGUAAUGCCGCCACGAAGGGCGCUCCUUGGUGUCACCGUAGAUGACUACCGGGCUUUCGUUGCCCUUGAUCCCAUUGGCGCGAGCUAUCCAUGGCUUGAGUACUCGUACCAAAAUGCCGACCUCGCAAAAAGGGCAGGGCGACAUUGUAACUUCCUUAAACCUAUAGGUGUCUCCACGCAGCCAAUGGAGAGGAAUUUUUCUUUCCGAGGCAAUGUUGACUUCAUUCAUAUCGGCGGGAUCACAAUCACAAGGCGAGCACGGGUCUUGGCCAUUCUUGAGAAUGCUGGGUGGAGGUCAGUCAUCGCCGAAGGCUACUUUCAUCAAGCGAGAGACAACAUUCUUGGACAAGCCACCGUCGGUAUCAAUAUUCACCGACAUCAGAGACGUCGCAUUGUUGAAGUGCUCAGGCUCCUCACCUACGCUACCCAUGGAAUGCUUAUUGUGUCUGAAUUCGAUCGUGGAGUUGAUGGAGUUUCAUGUGAAAUUGGGGAUAUGCUUCUAGAAUCUGAACUCCAAAAUGCUGUGUUUUUUUCUUCCUACUCGCUCCUUGCAAGUUGUGCGUCUGCGCUGCUGCAGUUCAAUACCCCUGCUAUAAAUGCCACAAAGCGCCUCGCAACUAAUGUGGCCAGGCUUGUUGAUUCAAGGCAGGAAAGGAAACUUCUCGCACCCGCAUUAUUGUCAUUGUUUCCUUACUGUAAUUUCUAUGGUUAUUAAUAGGGCAUAGCUUCAGCAGGUUGUCGGUGCCACUGCCAGUGUUGCUCGUCAUGACUCGGACUCGGAGUCUUCCUUUCCUGCCAGUGUUAUUUCAAGUUAUUUAUCUUCACCUUAUUUCGACUCGGAAGCUCCCGGGCCGGUUGGGUAUCCUGACUGAUCAGGGAGAAGGCUCUUAGGAGCUUGUUCAUUUUUAGGUCUUCCUUUUUUUAUUACUAGUACUAGUAACCUCACCGUGACUGGCAGGCUGAGGCACACUGGCACCGUGACGUUAGGUAGAGGUAGGGGGG
Pelagomonas calceolata is the source of this 1755-nucleotide messenger RNA. Lineage: Eukaryota; Pelagophyceae; Pelagomonadales; Pelagomonadaceae. The record is from the annotation of a GenBank genome assembly.